This is a messenger RNA of Neocloeon triangulifer, 2776 nucleotides long. RefSeq names its product innexin inx2. Gene Ontology annotation, molecular function: gap junction channel activity. The transcript has 3 exons. Gene Ontology annotation, cellular component: gap junction; plasma membrane. Gene Ontology annotation, biological process: phototransduction. NCBI's taxonomy places the organism in Eukaryota, Metazoa, Arthropoda, Insecta, Ephemeroptera, Baetidae. The coding region runs from base 315 to 1397 and encodes 360 amino acids. The record is from RefSeq and is a predicted model, not a curated record.
CCCCGCCGAAGCCUCCAGUUGCGAGCGAGCGUACGAAGCACAGACGCUAACAUUGAGACCAUCCGGCCGCCGACGCCAACCGCACACACCGACCUUUCGCGUUUCGCGCACCCUUUCGCGCGACUACCAUGCUUUAGGGGUGUCGACCAGUGUCGUCUGUCGUGUCCUCCAGUGUCCCUUUGGCCGUGAGAGAAACGUAGAGAGCAGCGUCGCGCCGCGCCAUUGUGUCAGGCACAAGCGCCCGUAACUCGCAGCAUUCGACGCGUCAGCAGCGCACACACUUUUCUCCUCGUGCAAACUAAAAAAAGGUAGCCAUGUUUGACGUGUUCGGCUCCGUGAAGGGGCUGCUCAAGCUCGACUCUGUCUGCAUCGACAACAAUAUUUUCCGACUGCACUACAAAGCGACGGUCAUCAUUUUGAUCGCCUUUUCGCUGCUGGUCACCUCUCGGCAAUACAUCGGUGACCCCAUUGACUGCAUCGUGGACGAGAUUCCCCUCAACGUGAUGGACACCUACUGCUGGAUCCAUUCCACCUACAGCAUCCCUAACCGUUUCGAAGGAACGACGGGCAAGGACUACGCACAUCCAGGCGUGGGUCACGAGGAGGUGGGGAAGGACACGCGGAAGCACCACAAGUACUACCAGUGGGUGUGCUUCGUCCUCUUCUUCCAGGCCAUCCUGUUCUACGUGCCGCGCUACAUGUGGAAGACGUGGGAGGGCGGCCGCGUCAAGAUGCUGGCGCUGGACAUGAACUGCCCGGUGAUCAGCGAGGACUGCAAAUCCGACCGGAAGAAACUGCUGGUCGAGUACUUCGCCAACAAUCUGCACACGCAGAACUACUACGCGUACCGCUUCUUCUUCUGCGAGGUCUGCAACUUCAUCAACGUGGUGCUGCAGAUCUGGCUGAUGGACUCGUUCCUCGGCGGCGAGUUCACCACUUACGGGCCGCGGGUGAUCGCCAUGUCCGAACUGGAGCCUGAACAGCGCAACGACCCCAUGAGCACCGUCUUCCCCAAGGUGACCAAGUGCGAAUUCCACAAGUUCGGUCCCUCAGGGUCGAUCCAGAAGUUCGACGGACUCUGCGUGCUGCCCCUGAACAUCGUCAACGAGAAGAUCUACGUCUUCCUCUGGUUCUGGUUUGUCUUGGUGGCGAUCGUGACCGGCUUCGCGCUGCUGUACCGCUUGGCCACCAUCCUGCUGCCGACCCUGCGCCUGAGUCUCCUGCGCACCCAGUCGCGUCUGUCGUCGCUCGAGAGCGUGCGCACCGUGGCCGAGAAGUGCAAGGUCGGCGACUGGUUCGUCCUGUACCAACUGGGCAAGAACAUCGACCCGCUCAUCUUCAAGGAGUUCAUGUCCGACCUGUCCAAGAAGCUCAACGGCAAGGACAACAUGGUGUGAGUGCGGAUUCGGAGGAGCGAGACCCUCGCGUCGACCCCUCUCAGUACCCACCAACCCUCUUCAAGGGCGGCGGCCGAGGGUCUCUGAAUGUUAUUAUGUGAACUCUGUGAUCGGUCAAAAGACUGUACGUUUACUGCUGCAGUUCGCCUCACUCCAAAAAUCGGCCCGAUUGAGCUAGGGUGUCAACGAUGAGGCUUCCACCACUUUGUGGGUCAAUUAUUUACAUGAAAUUCUCCCCGUCGGAAAUCGAACGAAUGAAAUUUUUAAUAUUUGGGAACUAUGGUCCGAAAUCGAAAUGACCAAAUGCACAAAGUUAAUUUUAAGGCGCAGAAUCAAUCGAUCAUUAGCUCUUGAUCUUCUUGGCAUUGCCAUUUAUUUGGUGUGUACAGUCAAAUUGCACUAAACAAUAAGACAUUUCUGGUGAAAAUUUGAGGGCCCUGUUCGGUUUGCCGAGGCGCUGGCGUCUCUUCCAAAUUGAAUCAAAAUUUUCAGACCCGGCCCGGCGGACCGUACGGACAAUCCCUCGCAUUUUCUAGGGCGUAAGAAAAGCGUAUAAUUGAGAGAAUCGUUUACAAUUAGAGAGAAUUCAGCUAAUUAAUAGUUAUCUCAUCGCUAAUAAUUAAUUAAUAAAUGUAUUUUUAAAUUGUUUCUUUUUUUGUUAGUUGUGAGAGAAAGAUGAAGAAGUGUAUUAAGAGAGGAGUGCGAUGAAAAUUUCAAAAAAAUUGAAAGAAAUUAAAAAGAAAAUCGUGCCCCUUUCUCGUGUCCAAAUUUGUAUAGACGAGUUUUGCAUCCAAAUGUAUUUAUUGCUGACUUUGAUUGCCAUUAUUAUUUCUCGUUGCAGAGAUGGUUUUUUUCUCCAAAUUUUCCCCGAUUUGGUAAUUUGUAGACUUUUGGAUUAGUAAGACAAACCCUGUUCGCCGCGCCGAUCAUUUUUUAUUCAUUCAUUCCCGACUAAAGUGUUCAUCAUCGAAUUAUUCACGUAUUGAAAUUCAUUAAAUUCAGUGCCUUAUAUUAAUCGCUCCAAAAAAAGGGUCGCCCGCGAAUUCCUCAUUCCUGAAAAAUCGGAACUCGCACCCUUUGCAUAAUAAGUACAGUAUCGUUGUCAAUUAAACGCCAACCAUGCGAAAAUAUUAACAAACGUUUUAGAGACGGUUUAUAACCUUAGUGGGAUUUCGAACAAGCAGCUCACAAGUGACAGAAAACCGUGGGACCAAUUUUUCUCUUGACUUGCAAGGCUCAAACCUAUGAUCAUUCCUGUUUUUGAUGAAUUGAUAUUAAACAAUGAGAGGAAUGUCUUACUAAAUUAUAUUUUGUAAAAUGUUUUAAAGACACACAGACACACAGAUUAAGAAAAUAAAAACGAAACUUUUAAUAUAUAA